Messenger RNA from Mytilus californianus (California mussel), 1035 nucleotides. Its product is annotated as muscle M-line assembly protein unc-89-like. Gene Ontology annotation, cellular component: neuron projection. The record is from RefSeq and is a predicted model, not a curated record. The transcript has 5 exons. Bases 1 to 1035 code for a protein of 344 amino acids. Lineage: Eukaryota; Metazoa; Mollusca; Bivalvia; Mytilida; Mytilidae.
AUGACUGCACUGAUAGCUGCAAAUGCACACUACACAGUUCCCUCAGCAUUAUACAUUACAUCACAGGAAACCUUGAACUAUAAAUGGUCAUUUAGCAUACAGCCAGAUUUUGAAAAUGUUGCAAAAGGCAACAGUAAGACUCUCAAGUGCCAAGUCUAUAAUUUACCUGAUCAAACUAAAAUUACAAAUGUAUCAUGGUUUUUAAAUCACCAUGGUAGUUAUCAAAUUUCUCAACUAUCACUGGACCCCCGAAAAUAUUCAAGCGGAUCUAAUGAUAAUCCAUCGCUGACUAUAAAGAACUUUCAACCUGAUGAUGAAGGAACGUACAGAUGUGAAAUAGAAACUGAUGUUGGACUAAAGAAAAGUGGAUCUACAUACUUGGCUUUUACUGAGAAACCUGUCCCAGUGACAAGUCCCAUAAAUAAGGAAUGUAGGAAAAAUAGUACUCAAACCGUCAGGUGUAACGUUAGAGGGAAUCAACCCAAAGACGUCCAAUGGGUAAAAGUAUCCAAAGGAACGGCAAAACAAGUUUCAUUGUGCUGUGAAAAGUAUCAAGGGGGUACAGUAGAAAAGCCAUCUCUCAGCAUCAGAAACUUUACAAGAGAGGAUGAAGGGACAUAUCUUUGCAGUGCUGUAAACGAUGCUGGUAUUUGGUCGAGUAAUGGAACAUUUCUUACAUAUAUAUUAGAUGCAUCUGAUCACCAGAAUCUAGAAGAUAACUUCCAUCGACUGGUCAAAUUUGUUGUACAUAUAGCUGGAGAUGUCACAAAGAAGUAUUUUGACUCAUUCAUUUUGAAAGCUGACACAUUUGAAAAAUAUUUAGAGAAACAUAUACAUAACAUCUUACAUUUACAUGAACCGCAUCCAUGUUGCCAAUGCUCAUCUAGAUGCUGUAAAUGUGCAAAAGCUUGCUUAUGUAAAUGUGAAUGUAAAUUUAUUUUAACACAGGAUCAAAUUUCUGUUUUAUUUGAUCAUGAUAGAACUUUAUUAAAUCGGAGACACACAAAAGGAACUGCUAAAAUGUAUGGAAAAUGA